UUAAUCUCGGAAAACCUCAAAGCCAAGAGGCCUUGUGCAGCUGCAGAUAGCAAAGCCAGUAGGAUUGCCACAGGGCCCUCUUUCUUGCAAGCUGAAGAAAAGUAUGCAAAUCAAAGGGACAAACAAGUUUCCUCACACGGAAAUGCUUGUCGGCAGGAAGCAGCAAAUUUUGAGCGGCUGCGGGCUCUGGCAGACCAGCAAGGCUCUGCAAAGUAUGCAGAACCCAUGGGGCCACCUCCCAGAGCCUGUGGCUUUUGAGUCGUCCGGGGACUUGGGCUGGGAUUCACCCCUGUGUUUCCUGCUGAGGACUUGACCAUGGCAGACCCUGAACCUGCUGAUCUCAAUAGCCAAGUGAAAGGGACUGAAAACAAGAAACGCUUCAGUGAGAUUUUCCGGAGUCUGGAUGCCAUAGAAAUUUCAAUUGGAAAUUCGGCAGUUGAUAUGUUCAUUGAUGAUGUUAAUGACAAUGAUAGUGGAAUCUCAAACCUGCAGACGGAAAAACUACAGGCAGAUGAAGCUUUCUAUAAAUGUGAAGGAAGUUCGGAAGCAGGAGAACCAGGGAACAUGUCAGCUGAAGAGGCCGACGAGAUGCUGAUCAAGUGCACUGGUGGCGUGGAAGCAGCCCUAGGCUAUGCCAAGAUGUGGUGCAAAUACGUCAAGGAACUCUUGACCUGGGUUGACAAACGCCUGAAUUACGAAACUGAGUUUGCAAAGAACAUCCUGAAGAUCGCUGAUGCUGGCAGGAGUGCCAUUUUCCCACAGACUUGUAUGCCCUUACAGAAUCUGUACACCAUGACCAUGGAGCAUGACAUCAGGGCAGGGAACUUGGCCAUAGAGACGGCUGGGAUUUUGCAAAUGAAGGAAUACUAUCAGCCUCUUUGGGCGAAGAGGAAUGAAAUUGAGAAAUGGCGGAAGGAAUUCAAAGAUCAGUGGCAGAAGGAGCAGAAAAGGAUGAAUGAUUCCAGGUCCUCGAUGCAGAAGGCACGGCUCCACUACCUCCAGCGCUGCGAGGAUCUGGAGAAAGCUAAAGUGCUAAGUGCCAGAGCAGAAGAAGAAUGGCAGGCCACUGCAGGCAGCGGCAACAAGCAACUGGAGAAGCGGCGUCGAUGUCGUGAUGAGCUGCAGUCAAAGGUUCAGGAACUGGAAGUUGUCUAUCGAAGCUGUGUCUAUGAUGCUAACAUCCACCGGCAGGAACUGGAGAAAGUCAGGGAGAGAAUCAUCUCCCACAUUCGCAAACUUGUGUACCAAGGAGAUGAGGUGCUGAGGCGGGUCACCUUGAGGAUGUUCAUGUUCCAGAAAGCCCAGGCAGAGCGAAUCCCUGCAGGAUACCAGAACCUGACUGAGAUCUGCAAGCCCUACAAGGUUGGGGCAAAGUACCUGGAGUUCAUUCAGAACCUGCAGAAAAACGAGCUUCCGGUGGAGGUGUACAAAUUUGAGGAGUUUAUAUCCUCAGGGCAGAGGUCACCCCCCACCAAUGCGAGAAGAAAGAAUGCUUCACACAAUACUCGUAUCUCAUCAUCUGCAGCUGACCUCAGCAGCUCCUCAGAAGAUGCCUCUGGAAAGCCAUCGUCCUCAAGCAGUGAGCAAAGUGGCAGCAAAUCCUCCCACAGUGACACGGAGAGUCUGGGAGGGAGUACUGAGGGCCAGUCCUUAGAGUCACCUGCCUCCAGCCCAGGCCACAAGAAGUUGUUGAAAGCUCCAUCCACAGGCACUGUGUCCUCCUCUGAGGACUGUGAAGGCAAAGAUUUAAUGCAAGCCUAUGACCAUGAUCUCACUGAUGCUGCCUCUGAAAAUGGCUUGUCCCAUUACCACUUUAAGAACAUCAACCUGUCCAGCGCUGCUCAGAGCCACCAUCUGCGGAAGCUGAGGGGCCCUUCAAAAUGCAGAGAAUGUGAGAACGUGGUGGUCAAAGGCGUAGAAUGUGAAGAGUGCUGCCUGACCUGUCACAAGAAAUGCCUGGAGAGCCUCCUCAUCAGCUGUGGUCACCAGAAACUGCCGGCACGGGCAUCGCUCUUUGGCAUCGACUUCCUUCAAGUGUCACGGGAUUUCCCAGAAGAAGUGCCAUUCAUUGUGGCAAAGUGUACCUCGGAAAUAGAAAGGCGUGCCCUGGGAGUGCAGGGCAUUUACCGCAUCAGUGGAGCCAAAUCACGGGUGGAGAGGCUGUGUCAGGCCUUUGAGAGUGGCUGGAGGCUGGUGGAGCUCUCGGAUCAUUCACCUCAUGACAUCACUGGAGUCCUUAAACAUUUCCUUAAGGAGCUUUCCAGUCCUGUGCUCCCGUACGAGCUGUAUGAUGAUUUCAUGGCUCUCUCCAGGAGCGUGCAGAGAAUGGAAUACAGAACAGGGGCUGAUGCCAAGACCUUGGCAGAUCCCAUCAAGAGUACAAAGGAUUUACUGCGCAAACUGCUACCAACAAAUUAUAACACAUUACGGCACCUCAUUGCUCACCUCUACAGAGUGGCUGAGAGAUAUGAGGAUAACAAGAUGUCUCCCAACAACCUGGGGAUCAUAUUUGGGCCCACACUAAUCCACCCUCCCUUGAGCAAUGAAGUUUCCAUGUCGUGCCUCGUGGACUCAGGGUACCAGUCCCAGCUGAUUGAGUUUCUCAUCCUCAACUACGAAAGGAUUUUUGGGAUGGAUGACCUGCCUCCAUCUGUGCUUUGUGAACGUGAAAACUCUUUGAAAGAAGCAAUUACCAAUGAAGCUCUUUCAAGCAGCGAAAGAGAUGUUGAUGCACCUUCUGAGAAGUCCUCCUCUAAGCCGUAUCUGGAUGAAGACAAUAGCACUGCUGUGGAUCCUGCCAGGCAGAAGCAGUGUAUGGAGCAAACCCACUUUCCUGAAAGUGGGGAAACUAUAGAGUUGAACAGCAGUGAUGGCACCAAACAGAAUGACGCUAUACUUGACCCUGAAGCUGCCAAUGUCAGCCCACAGACCAGGGGGCGCUUCAGCCGGAUGCCUGUGAAGCACCCUCGCACUGUCACCCCCAUAGUGUCCAGUCUGCCCCUGCUGGCUGCUACCAUGGCUGGCUCAGAGGCAGGAAGCCGUCUCCUGGAGCAAGGUACAAACAGCCGCAGCAACUCACCAGACACUCGAGGGCAGCGCAAGCACUUUGAGAUCACUCCGGAGACUGCCAGGAUUGUCUCCAAGUUCCAGACUCAGAAUGGGAGCCAAGACUGCUGUCCUGCAGUGCUGGAAAACCCACUGGAGGGAGAGCCUGUGGAUGCAUUGGGAGGAAGCAGGACUGAAUCUUGAGCCUUAAAUGUUUUUGUUUUAAUUUUUUAGGAAGCAAACCAGACAAAGGGCUUGAAUUCUAGUUCCAGGAACAAUUUGGAAUAACUAGACCCUAACUUUGCAAAAGCAGGAAAAACUGCUGUUCACCUAAGAGUACACUUGAGAACUGGGGAAGAAACAGCCCUGGGUGUAUCUCACAGAAACCUAGGAGGGAUGAUGCCCCCUCCAGAUUUAACUGUUGCAUUUCUUGCUUUGCAAUGCCUUUGCAAUGGAGGCGAGGAGCCAGUGUGGAGCUGCUGGGUUGCUGUAAGCUACAAAGCCAUUGGUGCAGUCUCUUGAAAUGGGGCUGGUGCUGAAGGGCGACUUCCAGGGGGCAGCCAGGAGCAUUUGGUGGGAAGAAGAGUCAAGGGCAGAGCCUAAGGCAUAGCAGGAUGUUGCUUGAGGUCCCAGGGGAGUCGUUUGUCAGCAUGGGGUGGCUGUUUUUCCAGGGGUCGUGUUGGGGAUAAAACACAUUUGGGGUGUUUGGGGGCAGGGCAUGACUGUUCAAGUAAAAUCCAGGGUGGUUCAGGGGUGGUUUUUCCACCUGGGCUGGGUAUGGUUUGAAAAGGUGAUGACAUUACACUGAGACUACAUGAUGGGGGGGCUCAACCAGACCAGACUGCCACAUGCAGGGCUAUAUUCGGCAGGUUUAAAGAUACCAAAAUAUUGAGAAAGGUGAGUUCCGUGACCUAUAUAAAUUUUGCAAAUUAA
Molecule: messenger RNA, 3978 nt
Organism: Podarcis muralis (Common wall lizard)
Lineage: Eukaryota; Metazoa; Chordata; Lepidosauria; Squamata; Lacertidae
Gene: GMIP
Product: GEM interacting protein
Biological process (GO): activation of GTPase activity; negative regulation of GTPase activity; signal transduction
Cellular component (GO): plasma membrane
Molecular function (GO): GTPase activator activity
Source: RefSeq, a predicted model, not a curated record